AUGCUCGCCGCGGCGAGUGUCAGGGCGGCGGCGGCCGUGUGGCUGGGUCUCGCGACGGUGGCGGCGGCGCUGGGCCAGCAGCCCAUCAUCACGUUCAACAGCUCGGCGGCGUCUGCGCUCCAGAUCGCCGGCGGCAGCGUCGCCAGGGGCCAGAUCCUCGUGUCGGGGAACGACUACUGGGGCGUCAUCCGCGCCGCGGGCGACCUCGCCGUCGACUUUGGCAGGGUCACGGGCACAAACUACUCGCUCAGCAACGGCAACAGCAGCGCCAGGCCAGCAGAGUACGAGUACAACCCCAUCAAUAAUAUGAAUAACACGUUUUACUCAACGACAGGAAAUGCCAGCUUUGCGGGCCCCGCAUACUCCGACCCGUCGCCGGCUGACAUUGUCGUCAUUGCCGGGACGAUCGGGCACUCGGCCGUCAUCGACGAGCUCGUCUCGUCCAAGGCGAUGGACGUGUCGGCCGUCGAGGGCAAGUGGGAGUCGUUUGUCAGCCAGGUGGUCAAGAACCCGGUGCCGGGGUGCGCGGCGGCGCUCGUCAUCGCCGGCAGCGACCCGCGCGGCACCAUCUACGGCAUUUACGACGUCAGCGAGCAGAUCGGCGUCAGCCCGUGGUACUUUUGGGCCGACUCGCCCGUGCGGCAGGCCGAGGACAUCUUUGUGCUGCCGACCAAGAAGGUGCAGGGCCCGCCGUCGGUCAAGUACCGCGGCAUCUUCAUCAACGACGAGCAGCCGGCGCUGUCCAACUGGGUGUCGGACCACUGGGCCGACACCCCGUACGGCGCAGGCUACGGCCCGGCCUUCUACGGGCUCGUCUUCGAGGUGCUGCUGCGGCUGCGCGCCAACUACCUGUGGCCGGCGCUGUGGGCGACCAUGUUCGAGGUCGACGACCCGGGCAACCAGCCGCUUGCUGAUGCCUUUGAGAUUGUGCUGGGCACGUCGCACACGGAGCCCAUGAUGCGGGCGCAGAACGAGUUCGGCAAGUUCUACUCCGGGGCGUGGGCGUACAACGUCAACAACGGCACCAUCGACGACUACUUCCGCUACGGCGUGCAGCGGGCCAAGCCGUACGCGCGCAACAGCCUGUGGACGGUGGGCAUGCGCGGCACGGGCGACACGGCCAUCGAGGGGCUCGGGGUCGACCACAUCGUCGCCAUGCUGGAGACGCUCGUGGCCAACCAGCGGCGCAUCGUGGCCGAGGGGCUCGGCGCCGACGUCGGCGACGUGCCGCAGAUGUGGUGCCUGUACAAGGAGGUCAUGUCGUACCUGCUCGCGGGCUUGCGCGUGCCCGACGACGUGACGCUGCUGUGGGCCGACGACAACUGGGGCAACGUGCGGCGGCUGCCGCUGCUCGACGAGACGGCGAGGUCGGGCGGCGCCGGCGUCUACUACCACUUCGACUACGUCGGCGACCCGCGCGACUACAAGUGGAUCAACACCAUCCAGCUGUCCAAGACGGCCGAGCAGAUGCACAUGGCCCACGCGCGCGGCGCCGACCGCAUCUGGAUCGUCAACGUCGGCGACAUGAAGGCGCUCGAGAUCCCCAUCAGCCACUUCCUCGACCUCGCCUACGACGCCGGCCGCUGGGACGUCGACAGCACGGGCGCCUGGGCCGCGGCCUGGGCCGCGCGCGAGUUCGGGUCUGCCCACGCCGCCGCCAUCGGCACCCUCGUGGAGCGCUACGGCAUGUACGCGGCGCGCCGCAAGUUCGAGCUCGUCGAGCAGGGCACGUACUCGGUCGUCAACUACGGCGAGGCCGACGCCGUGCUGGCCCAGUGGGACGCGCUCGUGGCGGGUGCCCAGGCCGUCCACGACGUCCUCGACGCCGCCGCCCAGCCCGCCUUCUUCGAGACGGUCCUGCAUCCGGCCCUCGCCGGCCGCAUCGUCCACAAGGUCUACAUCGGCGGCGCCAAGAACAGCCUCUUCGCCGCCCAGAAGCGCAACGCCGCCAACGACAUGAUCAGCUACGUGCUCGACGCCUCGGCCGAGGACGCCAACCUCACCAGCCGCUGGGACAGCCUGCUGGGCGGCAAGUGGAAGCACUUUAUGGACCAAACGCACCUGGGCUACGACGGCUACUGGCAGCAGCCGAUGCGCAACAGCUUGCCGGCCAUGACGUACGUGCAGACGGCGUUCGCGUCGGUGGCGGGCCACGUGGGCGUGGGCGUCGAGGGCUCCAACGCGACGGUGCAGGGCGACGACAAGUACCACACCAACAGCGGCAACAACCUGGCCGUGCCGCCGCUGGACCCGUACGGGCCCGCCACGCGCUACUUUGACGUCUUCACGCGCGGCACGCAGGACUGCGCCUGGACGGCGUCCCCGUGGGCCCCCUGGGUCAAGCUGUCGCAGUACACGGGCGUCGUCGGGCCGGGCGCGGGCUCGUCGGACACGCGCGUUUUCGUAAGUGUCGACUGGGCCGCCGCGCCCAAGGCCCCGUUCGCCGACACGGUCAACAUCAACAUCACCACGCCGUGCCGCGGCAAGGACCGCUACGGCUUCAAGGCGCCCAUGGUGCAGGUGCCGGUCACCGCGCGGACUGUGCCGGCCGAUUUUGCCCGAGGCUUCGUCGAGUCCGACGGCCACGUCGCCAUCUCCGGCGCGCACUACCAGUCCAUCAUCCCCGCGGCGACAAACUCGUCCGCCAACGCCAACGUCUCGUACCACACGUUCGCGCGCUACGGCCGCACCGGCAGCGGCGUCGGCCUGCUACCCCUCAGCACCGAGAAGCUGGCCGUCGCCACGGCGCCCGCGCUCGGAUACGAGCUGUACCUGUUCACCAACACGACCGCCGCCAACGUCACCGUCUUCAUCUCGCCCGCCCUCAACUACCUCGGCGACGGCACGCCGCUCGAGUACGCCGUCGCGCUGUACCCCAAGUCGUCCCCCGCAAACCCGACGCUCGUCCGCCCCGUCGGCCCCACCGCCGGCGCCAACAUGCCCAGCGGCUGGGGGUCCGCCGUCGCCGACGCCGUGUGGGGGCGGAUUGGGAACUACUCGACGUCGAGCUUCGCGGUCUCGAAACCGGGCCCCUAUACGCUGCGCUUCUGGGCGCUCAUGCCCGGCGUCGUCGUGCAGAAGAUUGUUGUUGAUCUGGGCGGUGUCAGGCCGAGCUAUCUCGGCCCGCCGGAGAGUUUUCUUGUUGGCCGUGAUGUGGUCGGGGGGUAUAAGCAGGGUAGUUUUUUGGAUGAGGUUGAUACUUUUUGA
Messenger RNA from Lasiosphaeria miniovina, 3207 nucleotides. RefSeq lists its product as uncharacterized. The record is from RefSeq and is a predicted model, not a curated record. The transcript has 3 exons. Bases 1 to 3207 code for a protein of 1068 amino acids. NCBI's taxonomy places the organism in Eukaryota, Fungi, Ascomycota, Sordariomycetes, Sordariales, Lasiosphaeriaceae.